Messenger RNA from Cuscuta campestris, 1262 nucleotides. Lineage: Eukaryota; Viridiplantae; Streptophyta; Magnoliopsida; Solanales; Convolvulaceae. The record is from the annotation of a GenBank genome assembly.
AAAAAACUCAUUUAAGCGGCAUCAAAACCCGUGUCGAGUGACGUAAAAAUUAAAAGAAUGAGUCUCGUUCCCGAGGACUGAGGCGGGACAAGUGAAGUAAAGACAAGAAAGUGGCAGGGGUAUUUGUUUUCUUGCUCUUUUAUAGCCCACACACUAUAUACUACGCUAAGCUAGAUUCCUCCCACUCUUCUCUCUCUCUUCUCCUUUCAUAUUUAUCUUUCUUUCUUUCUUUCUUUCAUGGAACCAAAUCUCCGGUUACUCGGCGGCGGGGAUGCCGGGCUUGAACUUGGGUUGGGCCUGAACAUUGGGAGCCGGCCCAGUUGCUAUCUCCCCGAGGCUAAAUCCCCAGGCCCAAGUUGUUGCAGGGGAAAACCCGCAAAAAUUGAUGGCGCUGUUUCGGGUACUCAAAGAGCUCCAGAUUGUGUCACCAGGAUCGGCACUAAGACAAGGGGCAUGGGUCAGGUUGUAGGAUGGCCACCCAUAAGGUCAUAUAGGAUGAACAGCUUGGUGAACCAUGGGAAAACUCCCAAUGGGGAAGACAAUAAGAAUAAUGAGAAAAGUGAGGAAAACUCAUCAAACAAACUGGGCAAGGGAAAGAAGGGUGAUAAUGGUGGGUUUAGUGUGAAAGAAAAUGGAAAUCUUGGGUUUGUGAAGGUCAAUAUGGAUGGAAUCCCAAUUGGGAGAAAAGUGGAUCUCACUGCUCACACUUCCUACCAAAGUUUGGCCGAAGCGUUGGUCGCAAUGUUCAAGUCCGCAACAAGUGUUAUGAGUUCUUUCUGUGGGGAAAAGGAGCAAAUGGAGAUGACACCAUCAAAGCUUUUAGAUGGAUCUUCCGAGUUCGCCUUAACAUACGAGGAUAAAGAAGGCGAUUGGCUACUCGUGGGUGAUGUCCCGUGGGGGAUGUUUGUUGGCGCUGCGAAAAGGCUAAGAAUCUUGAGGACUUCUGAGGCUAAAGGACUUGCGCCGACAAAGAUCCAGGAAACACAUGAAAGACGCAAUGGAAGUCGUAUCUAAGCUUCGUCUGUGUGUAUCUUGCAAAGAACACAGAAAAUUUUAAGAAGCUAUGCAGUUUGCUCAAAAUUAGCAUUUCUCAUUUUGUGGUUGUCUUUCUUUUCUUUUAAAAUGGUCCAUGCCCAUGUACCAAUUCAAUAAUACCUCUGUAAGUCUAGUGUUACCCUCAUAUUUUUGUUUCACCAUUAGAAAAUGUGAAAUGCUAUGAAACUUUCUUCUAUUGUAAGUAUAAGCGACAACACAGUUAGACG